AUGCCGCCCUCGUCGAACAGAAAGCUGCGCUCCCGUAGGGAGCCUGACCCGCAACCGCCAUCCGACGCCGACACGCCCGAGUCGAUAUCCACCCCCUCCAGGAAGCGCAGACGGUUGAACAACGGCGCCGAGCGCACACCCGCGCUGGUUGAAGAUGCCCCCCGCGCGCGCGACACCGACUCUCCGCAAAGCGAUGAUUCGAACAGAACCCUCUCCAACGGACUCGAUGCCGACAACCCAAUGGACCCGGUGGAGAAGCAGAACACCCUGAUUGCCCAUCUUGCGGUCCCCAAAGACUAUCUGCCGAACGCAGCUGUCCACUACAACAACGACUUACAGGCCCGCCGGAACCCAGGCACGACGCCCGCGUUUGCGAAAAUCGCGGCCCGCGACUGGUGCUACUUCGUCAACAAGAUGACAAUCCUGAUCGGAAGGGUAGAGAAAACCCAUAACCCGCCUCCUGCGGAGUCGAAGGAUGACCCAACGCCGGCGCCUCCCAACGACGGCACCGAUAUGCCUAACCAAUGGCAGAUCGACAUCGACCUUGGACCAGAGCGCCAGGUUUCCAGAGUACACGCCUCAAUCGACUACGAAUCGGAGAAGCAGUCUUGGUACAUUAAUGUGAGCAGUCGGAAUGGCCUCAAACUCGACGAUAGGAUGUUGGGUCGAGGGGAAAAGGCGUUGCUCCACUCGGGCAUCUGCAUCUCCCUUAUGGGCACCCAGAUGCUGUUCCUCCUUCCGAACGCCAAAGACGAGUUCCACCCAAUGCUCCAUCGCCAGGUUCGGUUGGGGCAUGAGCACGAAGACUUUGACGGCGGCAGACGUGCUGCUCGUCAACAACAGCCACCUUCCAGCCAUCACCCUUCUUCUCCAAAGCGGGAGCCUUUCAAUCCCUUCCCGCCAGCUUCUCACCCCCGCAACCAGCAACACUCGUAUCACAGCAGUCAGCUGACAUCCACUCCUGGUCGUGGUCAACUAAGUACCCCAGUUGCCCCUCGCUCGGGAGGGAAGGAACCACGUAGCCGGCCAUCGCCUUCUGCCUAUCCGAAAGGCAUCAUGUUGGAUUCUAUGGAAGAGAUUGAUUACAGUCUGGACUCGUCUAAGGAUAUCAAACCCCCGCACAGCUAUGCGCAAUUGAUUGGACAAGCAAUUUUGACCAGCCCGGAGGAAAUGCUGACUCUAGCAAACAUUUAUGCCUUUAUUAAGGAGAGAUACGCUUUCUUCAGACACAGCACUGGUGGUUGGCAGAACUCCAUCCGGCAUAAUCUAUCUUUGGCCAAGUCUUUCGAGAAAGUAGCCCGACGAACCGACGAACCAGGAAAGGGCAUGAAGUGGCGCAUCGCGGACGAAUACCGUGACGACUUUGUCAAGAAGACUCUAUUCAGUACCCGCAAGGGCCAAGCCCGUAUGGACUCUUCUGGGCCUAACUCUCCUGCGAUCAAGGAAUCGGGUUCGACGCAUGCAACAGAACGCCUGAUGGGAGCCAUCAACCAGAGUGACGGCAUCAUCCCAUUUCCAAAGCACGAGAUCGGCGCUGCUCGCGUGAAGACGCCUCCGAGAUCCCAAACUCCACCGCUGGCUUCUUAUCCCACCACGAACGACUCAUAUACCCCUGAUCGAGGACCUAAUCUACAGACAUUCGGCGGAAAUCACCCCAAUACGUCUAAUGGAGCGCAUAUGCACACCACACCUAAUCCCAAGCGUGACUCUCCGGCGCUGGAUCAAGAUGCUCGAGCAAAGAGUGGAGAGGGAAGCAAGACCGUGAAAAACCCGGCAUCUCGCCAAGACGCUUCCAGCAAAACACGGGGCUUGAACGAGGCAGCUGCAAACUCGCCGCCUACUCUCUACUCUGAUUCUGUAGCGAAUGGCGGUGCGGAUCUUGGUCGACCGGGCAAUGCUGGCCUUGUCACCCCUUUAGUGGCACGUCAUGCACCACGCUUGGCUCCUCCGAGUACCGCUCAAGUCCCUAGCCAGUACAUCAACUUCUCGAGUCCAGCCGCUUUCUGGAAAUAUCUGCCCAGUACGCCCGCUGGAGCCCCUAACAUCGAUACCAGCCCGAUCAAGAUGAAGAAGCCUAACGAGGCUGCCGAGGGCGCAGACGAAGAGUCUGCCCAACCGAGCUCGCCUCCCGUGAUGUUCGACGAUAAGGACAAGAACGAUGAAGACGAGGACGACGACAAUGAAGGAGACGGUGACGAUGGCGAAGAAGACAUCGAGAUGAACAGCCCGAGUCGGACUUUGUCGAGGCCAGUUAGCCGACGCGACGGAGCUCGAGAUCGCAUCUCGGAGCCGAUUACCGCCGUGCCAAAUGGAGUGCGUAACUCGAAUGGCAUGGUCCGAGGCGCCAGUCUUGCGAUUUUGGAUGACGAUGACACAGAGGGCAUCGACCUUACCAAGGGAUUCCAGAAGAUCGGCAGCUUCCAUCGCAACAUGGCGCAGCAGAACCAAGGCGUCAUUCGGGCUCCCUGA
Mytilinidion resinicola is the source of this 2469-nucleotide messenger RNA. RefSeq lists its product as uncharacterized. Bases 1 to 2469 code for a protein of 822 amino acids. Gene Ontology annotation, biological process: regulation of transcription by RNA polymerase II. Gene Ontology annotation, molecular function: RNA polymerase II cis-regulatory region sequence-specific DNA binding; DNA-binding transcription factor activity, RNA polymerase II-specific; protein binding. Lineage: Eukaryota; Fungi; Ascomycota; Dothideomycetes; Mytilinidiales; Mytilinidiaceae. The record is from RefSeq and is a predicted model, not a curated record. The transcript has 4 exons.